AAAGUUUGAUAUCACGUGGGUAUCCCGUCUCUUGAGAGAUGUCUGGUCGUCAGGACGUUACGAGACUGCUUGCUGUCACUCUGGUGAGAAGUUCUAUCGGUCGACCUUACUGGGAGAAGAGGACACUAGAGGUGUUGAAGUUGGGCAAACUGCAUCAGACUGUUGUACACAAGAAUACGCCUUCUGUGAACGGAAUGCUUCGUUCGGUCAACCAUCUCAUUGAUGUUAAACCGCUCAACGUGCAUGAUAGUUCUAGUCACGUGACUCCUCUUCUAACGACUAGUGGAGACUUCUACGUGAACGGUGGUUUAGUGGGAGAGACUGAUACUUCUAAAGUUUGACAUAUAUUGUGUUUUAUUUGUAUUUUGUACAAAUGAUGGUAUGUAAGUCGAGUGAGCCAGUAAUAGAGCUGUAGA
Corticium candelabrum is the source of this 416-nucleotide messenger RNA. Its product is annotated as large ribosomal subunit protein uL30-like. Gene Ontology annotation, biological process: translation. The transcript has a single exon. The record is from RefSeq and is a predicted model, not a curated record. Gene Ontology annotation, cellular component: mitochondrion; large ribosomal subunit. The coding region runs from base 39 to 341 and encodes 100 amino acids. Gene Ontology annotation, molecular function: structural constituent of ribosome. NCBI's taxonomy places the organism in Eukaryota, Metazoa, Porifera, Homoscleromorpha, Homosclerophorida, Plakinidae.